GGGCUGACUGACUGAUCCGACGACUGUCUGGAGGAACGAGACCGUUACACGGGCUCCGCGUACCUGUCUCCGGCCUUAUCGGAGGAAACGCACAGGAUGUUCGCUGCACAUGUUGGACUCCCCAAGUGGCGUCUCUCGGCGCAGGGGCCGACGGACCAGGCCGAGACGGGGAAGCUGUGCCGAAGCAGCGGGAGUUUGGGUCCACCGCUCUCGGUCUGUCACGCAAACGCUCCCUUUUUGGACACUCAGCUGUGGACGCGACUGCGGUAACUCGGCUUCAUGUUUCUCGCCGUCUGUCCGUCAGAGGACCAGCUACGGUCAGCUGUUGCCUCGGCCCCGCGGGGACUCUGGAGGACGCGCACUGAUUGCUCUUGUGGCAGCCGGGAACAUCAUCGGCUCUGGGAUCUUCAUCUCUCCGAAGGGGGUCCUGGAGCACUCGGGCUCGGUGGGUUUGGCGUUGGUGGUUUGGUUACUGGGAGGAUGCCUCGCCGCCUUGGGCUCCUUGUGCUACGCCGAACUCGGCGUCACCAUCCCCAAAUCUGGAGGAGACUACUCCUACGUCACUGAGAUAUUCGGUGGUCUGAUGGGGUUUCUCCUGCUGUGGAGCGCCGUCCUCAUCAUGUACCCGACCACGCUGGCUGUCAUCGCCCUCACCUUCUCCAGCUACGUCCUGCAGCCCGUCUUCCCAAACUGCGUUCCUCCAUACAUGGCCACGCGGAUGCUCUCCGCCACCUGUCUCCUGCUGCUGACCUGGGUGAACUGCUCUAGUGUUCGUAUGGCCACCAGGAUCCAGGACGCCUUCACCGUGGGGAAACUGAUGGCUCUGGGUCUCAUCAUUGUGGUUGGCCUGGUCCAGAUCUUCAACGGGAACUACGAGGCUCUGGCUCCUCAGGUGGCCUUUUCCCUGGACAGGACGCCGUCAGUCGGGCAGAUCGCUCUGGCCUUCCUGCAGGCCUCCUUCGCCUUCAGCGGCUGGAACUUCCUCAACUACGUCACAGAGGAGGUGGUUGAACCCAGACGGAAUCUACCUCGCGCCAUCUACAUUUCCAUUCCACUGGUGACCUUUGUGUACACGCUCACCAACAUCGCCUACUUCUCCUCCAUGUCGCCCGAGGAGCUGCUGUCGUCCAAUGCCGUGGCUGUAACGUUCGGGGAGAAGCUUCUGGGGAUGUUCUCCGUCGUCAUGCCCAUCUCCGUGGCUCUGUCCACCUUUGGAGGGAUCAACGGUUACCUGUUCACCUCCUCCAGGUUGUGUUUCUCAGGGGCCAGAGAGGGUCACCUGCCCAGCCUGCUGGCCAUGAUCCACUAUAAGAACUGUACGCCCAUCCCUGCUCUCCUGGUCUGCUGCACUGCCACCAUUGUUAUACUCUGCAUCGGAGAAACACACAACCUGAUCAACUACGUCUCCUUCAUCAACUACCUGUCGUACGGCGUCACUAUUGCGGGUCUGCUGUACUACCGCUGGAAGGAACCCAACCUGUACCGACCCAUCAAGGUGAACCUGCUGGCUCCUGUGUGUUACCUGAUGUUCUGGGUGUUGCUGCUGGGUUUCAGUCUUUACUCAGAGCCGGUGGUUUGUGGUGUCGGUCUCGUCAUCAUGCUCACCGGCAUACCCGUCUACUUCUUGGGUGUCCAUUGGAAAGAAAAACCAAAGUGUAUCUACAACUUCAUCGAGAGGGCGACGUACGUGGGCCAGAGGUUGUGCUUCGUGGUCUUUCCCCAGAUUGAACCCAUCGAGACCGCGAAUGCCUCAGAAUGGACUGACCGGUCAUCAGGCAGGAGCGGUUUGUCCGCCAAUUCUUAAAACUCUUUUCUGAAUAUACAGUAUGAAGAUCUUUGUUUUUGCCUCCUGUUUUUAUUCCGUCACUGUGUAAGUCCAGACGCCUGCUCACGGUAUGGGAGCGAACCUGUCUGACCUUUGACCCUCUGAGACUCUGGUUUUUCCCAACCGAUGAGCGGAAACUCCUGCUCCUCUGCGCGGGCUGCCUGCACUUUUUAUUUUUUUUCCUCUUUUCUACUAAGUCGUCAAAUACAACAACCUAAUGCCAACAGCGUCACGCUGAGAAAAUGACUUUUAUUCCCAUUUUGCACCCAUUUGUUUCUUCUUCUGUAACAUGACAGAACUCUGACCGACGUGCGGUUAUUUCUUCUGGAUGUUCUGCUGGUGUUUUGUCGUGCCUUAAGGCCUUUUCACACCAAGUCCCAAACAAAUCCGUAGUCAGUCUUCUGGGUGCAGUAAACCAGCAGACAACACGUAGCCAAACAUUACCUCCAUAUGUUAUGGCUGAACGUGUGAUUCCAAAACCACGUGCUGGUCUGAUGGCCUCCACUUUCCUGGUUUGCUGUUGAACCUGCUGCAGGGAUCAGCCCCCACUUCAGACACACGAGCAUUAGUGAGGUUCAACACCGAUGUCGGGUGAUCAGGUCUAGCUCAGAGUCGACGUUCCAGUUCAUCCCAAAGGCGCUGGGUGGGGUUGAGGUCAGGGCUCAGUGCAGGACAGUCAACAGGGGGGAAAGCGUUUCUUUGUGGAGCCGGCUUCGUGUCAUGUCAGGACAGGGAAGGCGUCGGAAGCACAUCGUCUUCUUUAAAUACCAUCCUAUGCUGUAGCAUUAAGAUUUUCCUUCACUGGAACUAAGUACAUUUUCUCAGGCAGCUGUCUUUUUUCCCAAUAUUCUAUAUAUAUGUUGCGGAUGUUUCACCAAUUUUUCGAGCUCUUCUACAGCCCCUGUAGCAGCAGUAUUGACAGUGUUUCCUACUGGUCUGAUGGUUCUGACUGAAACUCCACAUGAAAAGAAGGAUUGAACAGCCUCCUCUCUUUACUCGAGUAGAGUCUGUGACGUUACUUUGACUCUGCGCCGUCACUAGUUUUACGUUUUUAAGAAGGAACCUAACACUGCGAUCGUUGCCACUGACAUGUCUCUCUGCUUUUGUUAUCAGGCAACUGUUGAGUCUAACUGAGCCUUUAUCACUGAGCCUUAACGUUAGACUCUUAACCAGAUGCAUAUUUUCUACUUUGCAGAUGUUUGACAGACAAACUAUAAGAGUCCAGGUGUUAGUUUGUAAGUGUUUAGCAUCGUCCGACAGCCUCAAACAACUGAAACCAGCUGGUCUAAUGGCAGGCAAGAAAAAUUCAAGACCUUUGUAAAUGAAAAUUAAGAUAUUUAAAAACUUCUUUUGUGGGUGAACUGAAUUUAUUACUCUUUAGGACCUUUAGAGACCUGCAGAGACCCUGAGUUUUGCUGGAGUUUUGACUCAUUGAGCCUACUGCCUAUUUUUUUUUUUUUUUUGCCGCAUUUUCUCUCAGAUUCGGGUUCUCGUCCAAGGCGUAGGUUUACAGAGUCAACCGGAUGACUGCGCUGAGUAAAUCCUUCAAAUCUAGAUUGUGGACUGAAGUGAAAACACCUGCUUCAGCCCUUUUGUUAAGGAACGGUCUCAACCAAAUAUUUUUCUACCCAUUCAUUUGAAUGAAGAAGGGGGAGGGACAUGCAUUUCCUACUGGUUGCAAAUGAAUCCCGUCUCUUUGGCCUCACGUAGAGUUCCAUCCGACCGAACUUUCUCCAAUCAGGCUGACCCCCUUUGUUCUAGAAACGCACAGUGUACCCUGGUCGAUGCAUCUGUGGCUAGGCGGGCGCUGUCCUGCAUGUCAUCCAGCUCCUGGUGAAAUCAUCAGCUGGGUUCGCUUUGAGCCCAUGAUGUGAGCAGCAGCUCAGUAAAGACCAACCGCCACCACUCUGACUGGUACCACACGUGAACGACACAGAGAUGGAACCGGCUCAGAAUAAAAUUACAACCCAGCCCCUCUGGACUCUGUAUGCAACACGUCAUAGAUAAUAACAUGUUACUUUUUAAAGUGAACGCAAAUUUUUUUUGUCGCAAAAAUGUGGGACUCGGUGUGAACAGGCCUUAACGGGGGAAAAUGUAUAUUGAAAUGUUGUUUAUUAACUGAUUCACUUUAUUAGACUUUAAUAUAUGUUGCGAGUGCCUUUUGCUUUGUGUUUUGCAUUUGAUUAUCUGAGGAGCACUUUGAUCCGCCAUCGCAUGUUCGCUUGCCGUUCAGCACGUGACCUCUUUUCUUCUCUCACAACAAACCGGACGGCGCACGAAGCACCGUCGCGUCCCUGAGGCCGAGGGGCAAACUAGAGCUAAUUAAUCCGCCGUUAACACGGUAGUUGUGUUCACUUUACCUGCUGCUACUCUCACCUCAAACCGCCCUCGCUCUGGUUGGUUGGAACUGGCUGAUUUACUGACACGCUGUGAUUGUAAUCAGAUGGAGAAAUACUUUCAAAUCCUCGCAGCCCUUUUUUCA
Molecule: messenger RNA, 4307 nt
Organism: Xiphias gladius (swordfish)
Lineage: Eukaryota; Metazoa; Chordata; Actinopteri; Istiophoriformes; Xiphiidae
Gene: slc7a10b
Product: solute carrier family 7 member 10b
Exons: 11
Coding region: 110-1804 (564 amino acids)
Biological process (GO): D-alanine transmembrane transport; D-serine transmembrane transport; amino acid transmembrane transport
Cellular component (GO): membrane
Molecular function (GO): L-amino acid transmembrane transporter activity; neutral L-amino acid transmembrane transporter activity
Source: RefSeq, a predicted model, not a curated record